Molecule: messenger RNA, 1653 nt
Organism: Sordaria macrospora k-hell
Lineage: Eukaryota; Fungi; Ascomycota; Sordariomycetes; Sordariales; Sordariaceae
Molecular function (GO): O-methyltransferase activity
Source: RefSeq, a predicted model, not a curated record
AUGGGAAAAUUCAAGAUUGGCUCUUGGCUGAACCGCAGCCCGUCGCCCGGCUCCGACGAUGACGGAAAGAAGCAAAACCGUUUAUCGUUUUCGGCUCUUUCUUCAUCACUAUCCUCCAAGCCCAAGGAGCCUCAGCCCGCUACCACGGGAAUCCAUACACCUCCUCCUGAUGAGCAGGGGCAGCAGACGUCAACCUCGCGGAUGAUCACGCUCGCGCAAAAGAUCGCAAAGGAAACGGAAAAGUUGGAGGCGUACAUGAAGGAGAACAACCUCCCCAUGCCAGGUUUCGACGUUGAUGCUCCCGCGGACUUCCCUAAGCUCCCCGCCGAGAUUUCAAAAAGCAGACAGGAAAUUAUUUUCGCUACCAGGGAGCUGGGUUUGCUUGCACAUGGACCUCGAGAGUCGCUGAGAUGGGGUGUUUGGGAGUUCCUUGAUGUCCUUGCCUUGCAAGUAAUCACUCACUAUGACAUUGCUAAACUCUUCCCUGCCACCGAGACCAUCGCCCUCUCGGAGCUCCAAUCCAAGACGUCACUGGAUCCCAUCAACCUGGCCCGCGUACUCCGCCUCGCCAUGACCAAGGGCAUCUUCCGCGAGCCCACCCCGGGCGUCAUCGCCCACACAGCUGCCUCCCGCGUGCUUGCCGAGGAUGGCGAUCUGCACGCCUGGGUCGCCUUCAACGGCGAGGACAUCUUCCCGGCUGCCGCCCACGUGCUCGAGGCGCUCAAAACCCACCCGGAAGCUACCUCGCUCACCCGCGCCGGCUUCCAGUUCGCCUUCGACACGGUCGAUAAGGAGCCUAUGUUCGUCACUUUCGGCAAGGACCCGGCGCGCGCGCGGCGCAUGGGCAAGGCUAUGGUCAGUCUUACCGGCGGCGAGGGUUACGAGGUCUCGUACCUGCUCGAUGUUGAAGGUGGCGGCUACGACUUUAGCGAGAUCGAUGCCAAGGGAGGCACGUUCGUGGACGUCGGUGGCUCGCACGGAUUUGUGUGCGUGGACUUGGCCAAGAAGUACAAGAACAUGAAGUUUGUGGUGCAGGAUACGGCCAAGACGGUGGAAAGCGCGCCCAAGCCAAUCUCCGAGGAUGGGCAGGUUGCUGGGAGGAUUGAGUUGAUGGCUCAUGAUUUCUUCCAGGAGCAGGUUAUCAAGGAUGCUGAUGUCUACUUCUUCCGCUGGAUCAUGCACAACUACUCGACCCCCUACGCCGUCAAGCUCCUCAAGAACUUGAUUCCCGCCCUCAAGCCUGGUGCCCGCGUCAUCAUCAACGAUCACUGCCUGCUCGAGCCCGGUCAGGAAAACCCUUGGGAUGAGACCGUCAUGCGUCGUAUGGACUUGGUCAUGUUGGCGCUGCUCAACGCGCAGGAGCGUACCGAGGUUGAAUUCAGGGAGUUGUUUAAGUCUGCUAGUGAUGGGUUUGUUUUCAAGGGGGUCACAAGACCCAAGGGAUGCCGGAUGAGCAUCAUCGAGGCCGUAUGGCGGCCUGACCUAGUGGAGGAGAAUAAUUCUUCUGCCGCUGCUGUUGCCGCUGCUCCUGCUACUCCUGCCGCUGUCACUGAUGUUACCACCGCGGCCGAGGUCGAAGCUCCUACAACAGAUGCUCUUGAGGAGCAGCUCAAGGUUGAGGAACUGAAGUUGGAGGAUCAGGAGGCUAAGUGA